AAGUUACCUUUGCGUACUCUAGUCUCUCGCGACAUCCGACCAAGAGCGGACGCGGCCGCGCCAUUGCGUAGCAUUUCCCGCCUAAUUUUGACAGUUAUCUGUGAACGUCAAACGUACUUUUUAAAAAGAUUUUUAGGAAUUUAUUAAGCAAAUAUGGCGACAACAACGGCAGAGGCGAAUAAAAAUGGAGCGACACAAACUUUAAUGGAUAAAGCACCAUGGACCGACGAGCAAGGCAUAGCGAUGAAGGUGUACAACGGCAUCGCGUUGGCUCUGGAGAUCCUGGUGCUGUACAUCAAGAUGACGGCCACCUGGCUGCACUGCCUCUACCAGUUCUUCGUGCCGCCCGAGCCUAAGAGCGUCAGCGGGGAGAUUAUACUCAUAACAGGUGCAGGUCACGGCAUGGGUCGGGAGACAGCUCUCAGGUUCGGGCGACUGGGUGGGAUCAUAGUCUGUGUGGACAUCAACCCUACUGGCAACCAAGAGACUGUGGACCUCAUCAAGGAACAGAAGGGAAGGGCCCAUCGAUUUGAAUGUGACGUCACAGACAGAGAAGCGAUAAAUGCCUUGGCGGAGAAGAUCCGGCGCGAGGUGGGCGAGGUGACCAUGUUAGUGAACAACGCAGGCAUCAUGCCCUGCAAGCCGCUGCUGCAGACCUCUGAGAAGGAGAUCAGAACCUCUUUCGAAGUUAACAUCAUAGCUCAUUUAUGGCUCCUCCAAGCGUUCCUGCCAUCAAUGAUGGAGCGCAACCACGGGCACAUAGUGGCCAUGUCGUCCAUGGCGGGCGUGGUGGGGCUGCGCAACCUGGUGCCCUACUGCGCCACCAAGUUCGCCGUGCGAGGGCUCAUGGAGGCACUGCAUGAAGAGCUCAGGGAGGACAAGCAGAAGGACUAUAGUGGGAUAAAAUUCACAGUGAUCUGCCCUUACAUCGUGGACACAGGUCUGUGCAAGAACCCGAAGAUCAAGUUCCCCUCGCUGAUGAAGAUCCUGACUCCUCAGGAGGCAGCCGACAGCAUCGUCGACGCCGUCAGGAGGAAUUAUUACGAGAUCACCAUUCCUAGCUCGCUGUAUUAUAUUAAUAUGAUCUGCAGAGCUUUCCCGAGAUCGGUGCCAUUAUAUCUGAAAGACUUCUUAGAUUCAGGAUUGGAGGCCCAUUCUUAAUUCAAACAAUCUGCCAUUAUUGUGUCUUUGUCAAUGUUAUAUUACUGUCAAAAAGUCUGACAGAGAUUAGGCUCGGUUUUGAGGACCAAAAAAGUAAUUAAAUUGAAAAUGAGUCCUAUACUCAUGUUAAAAAUGAUAUGAUAAAAUAUAGGGUGAAUUAAAAUUCACUUAAAAUAAAAAUGACUCAAAGGAUUUAAAGAUUCUAAUUUAAUAGGUUCGUUUACCCAAAAUUGUGUAGUCUUAUCAGGAAAUACACAAAAAUGAAGUUUAAAAAGUCGCCAAAUGAAGUUUAAAAAGUCGCCAAAGUGAAAAAAGACUUAAGGCAAAUACAUUUUCGAUCUUAAUAUUCUCUUAUUUAAAAACAUAAAACCACAUCAUGUACAGAUACUUAUUUUUUUCAUAGAAAUUGAAAUGUGAUAAUUAGAAGCAUCACAUUUUUGAAACUUCAUACUUUUAAAUGAAAAAUGAUCUUUUACUUAAAAUCAACACUGCAAUAAGAUUUUUUAGUUGUUAUUAUUUUAUAUUUUUUGACAACUUGAUUUUGCUCCCCUAAAUAAUAGUAGUAUUUUUAUAAAAUAAAAUAAUCAUGACUAGAGGGAGUCAGUUUUAGUGUGUAUAGUAUUUUUACAUGAUUUUUUACUUUUUGUAGUUUUUUGAGCAAUUUUACGAGUGCUAAAUUAUAAAAAAACAUUAUUCAGUUUCAUUCACAUGCAUUAAAAUGCCGAAGCUCCAAACUAGCGACCCCACCAAUAUCUCUUUAAAAGAGGUCGCAAGAAUAGGAAAAGCCUUGUAGGUCCCUUCUUAAAAAUUAAUUGACUUUUGACACAACUGAAAUUGCUCAUUAGACUGAAAUACUGCUUAAUUUUAUGUUUAUAUGUAUGUGUUAAAUCUAGUUUAAUUAGAUUAGAAUUUGCAAAUUAAGUGAUAUGCAGUGCCUCAAUCUUACACGCGUGAAUUUAUUAUAUUUUAAUAAAUCUUGCCUUUGAGUAAAAUAUCCUUAUCCAUAUAUUUUUAUAUACUACAUAUACUAUUCCGUGAAUUAGUAUACAAUGUAAUAUAUCCUGUUAUACUGUAUAUAAAUUUAUUAAUAUUUUAUAUACGUACGUAUAAUAAGUAAUAUCGUGUUAUUAAAUGUUUCUCAUUAUUAUAGUUAAAGUAAUUUUGUGAAAGUAAUUUAUUUAAUAACAUACCAUAGAGCUAACAGUGUGUAACUUACAGGUUUAAUAUUAACUGAUGUCGUAGAAGUUUUUCUAGGCUAGUUAAUAUGUUAGUUUUGUAAUAGGUCCGAGAUUUACAGAACAUUACGAAAUGUGAUCAAUACUGAAUUUUUGAGUGCCAUCAUAAGUGAAAAUGCAGUGGAAUUUAAAACAUGAUAUUAUGUAUUUUAUCGUAUUUUUUCUGCCGUCAUGGUUUGUUGACUUUGUCCUUGUAAUAAUAAUCUGUAUUUUUUUUCACGUGUUAAAAUAUUCAGAAGAAAUAUGUCUUGAUCCUAUGCUUACUUAUCGUAUAUUUUUAAGAGUAAUUUUCAUCUUAGCUUUAUAUAUUUUGUCUGUUAUGAGGCUUAAAAAUACACAAUAUUGGCAAGUACGUUAUACGAUAAGUGCAUUCCUAAAAUACCUGCAAAUAUCGUUUUCAUUUGGCAAGCUCUUAAAAAGCCUUUUUUUUUAUUUAUUUACACUUUUACAUCUCGACAAUGUUAGCAACCAUAACGUUAUUAGAUUAUUAAUAUUAAUUUUGUGCAGAGGCCGUAGCAUGACGUUAAACAAUCAUUUUUCUAACGAAACAUUCCGUAUUUCAGUUAUACCUAACCUAAACUGAAAAAAAAACGCAAACUGAUGACUCUUGACAAACAUUUUAUAUGAUAAUUAUUAAUCCUUAUUUAAUGGACCGCAUAAUUCUGUUUUUUUUUUUGCAAAUAAUAAUUCCAGAAAUAAUUAUACACCUGAUUAAAUUAGACUUUACAACCUUAUGGUACGGCCUUUGUAAAACGGCGAUUACACUACUAACAAAAAAUUUAUAAAAAGUAAAUAAUAAUUAAAUUUGAAAUAAAAUAAAAAUACAAACCCUACGCCAAAGCUGUUGUCAUAACACAACAUAUAGGCGAACUCAAACUUUUGUAAUUACAUAUUCUAAAGUCGAUAGCACUGGUCGCCGGACUUGGACCAUACGGUCGCCAGACUGGGACCAUAGGGUCACUAGACUGGGACCAUAAGGUCGCCAAACUAGGAUGACAGGGGCGCUGAGUUAGAAUUGUAGAUAACUAAACCUCAGAUUUCAGUUUAAUAAAUUGUAUAAGUACCUACUUUGAAAGAGUUUUGCUAGUAGUGUAAUAUGCCUUUAAAUAUAUUUGUGUGAUAAUGUUUGUCAAUUAGUUUUAAGGUUGUGAUGCCGACUGUUCUGCUGUGUGAUAUUUUUGAAUGUGCUACUGAAUGCAUUAAAACUAAAUAUAAAUUUUA
Molecule: messenger RNA, 3617 nt
Organism: Helicoverpa armigera (cotton bollworm)
Lineage: Eukaryota; Metazoa; Arthropoda; Insecta; Lepidoptera; Noctuidae
Product: 17-beta-hydroxysteroid dehydrogenase 13
Exons: 8
Coding region: 154-1161 (335 amino acids)
Cellular component (GO): lipid droplet
Molecular function (GO): oxidoreductase activity, acting on the CH-OH group of donors, NAD or NADP as acceptor
Source: RefSeq, a predicted model, not a curated record